AAUGUGUAUGUUGUUGGCCAUACCCAAAUGUCCUCAAAUCCACUAUAAAAUAACAUGGUUUUUAAUUGUCAGCUGCUUCAGGUUGCAGAAGCACUUCCAGACUAACUCAGACAUACAAAUACAAGUGGCUACUUGACUGUCAGUGAGAGUACCCUUUUUUUGUAUUCAGAUUUUUGAUACUGCAGAUUUAUGGCAUGAACCAUGGUUUGAAAGAGGGUGGGGAAACGUCCCGUAUUUAAACGAACACCACUUCCAUUAUCAAAUAACCUCCUUGACUUGAUAACACCAGGCGAACGUGCAAAACAUUCCGUUGCGCAGAUGUGUUGUGGAAAGUUACGUAGCAAACCCAUUUAUUAAUCAAGGUGUGCACCUAAUUUGUUUAUACAAGGUGUUACUAACAUUAUAAAUAAAAUGGCAACCGAUAAAAAGGUUAAAGACAAUUAAUUUGUGCUUGCGGUUGCUGCUAACCCUAAGUUAUAAGAGUAAUUUGUGGACAUUUCCAUACUGCGGGAGCAUUAGUAAUUUUUUCCCCAUAAAUAUACUAAAUUGGAACUAAUAACCUGUGAGGAAGAUGAAGGUUGUGCCGUUGUUCAACGAGUAACCAAAUAAAGGCGUUAAACCAUCCAAUUUUCCCCACUCGCUGCUACCUUUCCAAAGGAGAACAUCAGCUACCAACUGAUCGAUAAAUAUAUCUACAGUGUGUUACGUUUUACUGAUAAGAUACUGUAGAAACAAAUGAAGCCGAGAGAUAUUUUCCUGGCGGAAAUUUCUUAUUUAAAACUUGUCAGGAUCACAGAAACGCAAGGAGUGAGUAGAAAUAAUUUCCGGAUAGACACCUCUUGUUUUAUGUGCUCAUGAUAAAUUUUUUUUUCUUCGUAUCAUGCUGGUCUGAAUAUUUCUAAACCCCAUUUGAGUUUCAUCACACCAUGGAUACCUACGAUUUAUUUCAAACGUAUUGCUAGAAACCCCUCUAAGAGCAUCUGCCACCGGUUGCUAUGGACCUAUUAUAUCAAUACUAGCUGCGACCAAAAUGGUGGUAACAAGCAAAACUGGUCUUCUGGCAAGUACAACAAAAAAAUUAAUUCGGACGCAGGACAAUAGCGUCAGCCUAAAAGUGGUAGCAACAUCUGCUCCGUAUGUCCUGAAACCGUUUGCGGGCCUUUAUAAUCCGUUUCCAUACGGAUGCUCCCUUCUGUGCAACCACCCGGCUGACUCUGAGGCGAGGGAGUUGCUUCGAAGGGCUAAGGACACCUGGGCAAACGAAGGGAAAAAUUUGCUUUUAUCAGACGAAGUGGAAGCCAUACGGGCAUCUUUGGGCCAACUGCAUGUGAAAAUCACAAGUGAUCUUCCCAUCGGUAGCGUACCGGAGGAGUUAUUCAGGCGCUAUACAGAGACCGACUCAAGACCGUUAACUCCUGCCCCUACACUCGUUAGCGCGCAUACUCGAGCUUCGGGGUCGCGGAGGUGCGUCACUCCCGAUCCAAUGUUAAAUACUGAUGUUAGAGAGAAGACGCAACUGAUCUUAGAUCUAAGAAGGAGCCACAGCCAGGAGACUCUAUCGUGGUGCGCGGGACUGCACCACGAAAUACCGUCCAUAACCGUCGCACUGAUGCCAGAGGAGCGGAAGUCUUCAGGUGCCACGUACCGCUCGACCGAUACUCCGGAGACGCCCCGAAAGCGACCCGGACGACGCAGCAAACCAGCUUCCCCAGUCAAAGCGGCGGCUAACAGCAACGACACCAAACCCGAAAAGACAUACCUGAAAGUUGCAGAGGGCGAUGACGACGACGACAAUAGCGAGUGCGAGGGCGACGAAGACGAGGAGAGUAUAAUCAGGAGGAGAGGGAAAAAGAGAAGGAGACGAAGCCGAGACGCGUCCAGAGGACCGCCCGCCUUUCAGUCCUCGAUCGAUCCCGAAACGUUGGUCGCGACGAUCGGGCCCGAAUCCCAUAAUCCUAGCGCGCGUCCUUCCCUCGUUCCCAACGAUGCGUCUCUCGCGGAAAACGGGAUUACCCUAGAAGUUCCAGUUAUCACGGCUAGAAGCACGACGCGCCCUAGUUCUUUGGACAUCAACUCGUUUUUGGACCAUGAUAUUUUAAAGCUGUUGAGAAGGGAGCUGGAUGAGGAGGUCAUUGGGAAUGAGUUUAACAUUAAGAGACGGAAAGCAUUGGAGGAGGCGUUAAAAGCACAGUCACUCAAAAAGACAAUGUCCAAUGAGCUGAAGGAGCUGAAAGACGAGCUCCAAACGAACUUUACCGACAAAGACGCGUUCCUGGGCAUACCACGAAUGUUCAGUAGGACAAGUGCACGAUUCGAAUUGCCCAUGGAUAGUCGUGCGUUGGGUGCCAUGACGCCACUGCAAUACGUAACGGAUUACGUAAUCGUGUCGAAUUCGAGAAAGCAACUGUACAAUCAUAUAUUCAAGAAGUUUAUGAACGAGAAUGAUUUGGAAAAUGAGCAACGAAGAGUUAUUUUAGGGAAGAAUUUGCUGCCCGCUCUCAAUGAAGUUAUGUCGAAAAACAUGAGCGUCGAGCAAGGUGCCAAGUUUCGUAAUUUAGUCGAAUGGGAAGACGAGAGCGAUGUACAGUUCAAAACCUUUUGUGGAAUAUGCGCUUUGUGUGAAAGAUUGCUCGCUCCUGAUUAUCCGCUUUUGGUGUUGCCAAAACGGGAAGAUCCAUGCCAUGAAGUAUGUACAGUCUUUUGCAGAAUGAAUGGAUUUGCAAAAUUGCAGUGUAGGUAACUAACACAGCGCACUACCUCUGGUAGAUCCCUUUCUCAAAGCAACAAAGCUAAAUUCAUUUUUUGGUAGCAGCAGAUAUUUUUGCAAUUUCCUUUGUCAGAUCAAAAAGAUCACGGUACCUUAGGUACCAAUGUUGGUCGCCUAUACUACAGUUUGGCUAUCCGAGAACCACCUUCAUUCUUUUUAAAUCAAUU
This is a messenger RNA of Photinus pyralis (common eastern firefly), 2934 nucleotides long. RefSeq lists its product as uncharacterized. The record is from RefSeq and is a predicted model, not a curated record. NCBI's taxonomy places the organism in Eukaryota, Metazoa, Arthropoda, Insecta, Coleoptera, Lampyridae.